Messenger RNA from Penicillium canariense, 243 nucleotides. RefSeq lists its product as uncharacterized. The transcript has a single exon. Lineage: Eukaryota; Fungi; Ascomycota; Eurotiomycetes; Eurotiales; Aspergillaceae. Bases 1 to 243 code for a protein of 80 amino acids. The record is from RefSeq and is a predicted model, not a curated record.
AUGAACUCCCAGAUCAUAUCUGCCAAUCCGCGCGAGAACCCAUCCGGUUUACACAUCUUGCAGCCCAUGCCCGCAACGGCAAUGGACAACCAAGAUAACGGAGAAGAGGAAGACCGGUGGGCACGGCAGAAAGGAAAUCCGGAAUCUGGUGUGGGAGGGAUGGGGGGCAUGCGCGAAGGCAAGGCAAUUGACAUCACAGCGAAAUCGGGCGGAGGGAGACUGCCAAAGAGGGCGCUGGCCUAG